AUGAGAGGGUAUCCCCGCGGCGGGCAUGUGGACAGACAUCGAUUGCUUGUUUGCAAAGAAUUCUUAUUUCCCAAUCAUUGCACACCAAACAACACUACACUCGUAGACUACCAGCCCCGUGGUGGUGGUUGUAGGAGCUCUCGACUCCAUGUCCUCAAAGAAGAAACCCAACCACUAGUCAGUAUCGGUCCGGACGAGAGCCUAUUCAACGCAAUUAAAUUGUUAAUCCAUAAGAAAGUACACCGGCUUCCAGUCAUCGACCCCGAGACGGGAAAUGUAUUAUACAUACUGACCCACAAACGAAUUCUUAAAUACCUGUUCCUUUAUUUACCAGCGAAAUACUCGCUCACAAAUACUAUUCAAAUCGACACUAAUUAA
Messenger RNA from Oppiella nova, 378 nucleotides. Lineage: Eukaryota; Metazoa; Arthropoda; Arachnida; Sarcoptiformes; Oppiidae. The record is from the annotation of a GenBank genome assembly.